This is a messenger RNA of Aedes aegypti (yellow fever mosquito), 2177 nucleotides long. RefSeq names its product zinc finger protein Xfin. Gene Ontology annotation, cellular component: nucleus. Gene Ontology annotation, molecular function: zinc ion binding; DNA-binding transcription factor activity; RNA polymerase II cis-regulatory region sequence-specific DNA binding. The record is from RefSeq and is a predicted model, not a curated record. The transcript is spliced from 8 exons. Lineage: Eukaryota; Metazoa; Arthropoda; Insecta; Diptera; Culicidae. The coding region runs from base 182 to 2164 and encodes 660 amino acids. Gene Ontology annotation, biological process: regulation of transcription by RNA polymerase II.
CAUAGUGAGUGGUGAGUUCAUUCUACAGCGUUCCUAAACUUUUUUAUAAACAAACAUCGAUAAACAUAAUGAUGGAAACAGGUUCACUAGCUGAAGUUCGGUACCUAAACAAGGAUAUUAACCAUAUAAACAAAGUUUGAAGUUUAGCAUAAGUUGAUACAAUAAUUCAAAAUUUAGAAUAAUGGACAUCAAAACUGAACCUGGCGAUUACAGAAACCCUUAUGAAGUGUGCCGACUAUGCUUGAGCGAAGAAGCUCUUAACGAUGUAUUCGACGAGGAGGGCUUGCAUCAGUGGAUAUCGGAUUACCUCUCGAUAAUGGUAUCCUUCGAGGACACCAUCAGUAAAAUCAUAUGCUCUGUUUGCCGAGUACGUGUAACUGAAUUCCAUCAAUUUCGGAUUCGAUGUCAGGAAGUGCAAACUAUUCUACGGUCUAUGGUUCAGAACGAAGAAUUCAAAGCCAACGAAUCAACCAACAAAUCAUCUGAAACAAAAUCUCAGCUUUUAGAAAUGAAUGCAGCCAAAGAAAUGGAGUGUGAAGUUUGUCAUAAGAUGUUCAAGUCAAGAAAACUUCUGACGUCCCACAAGAAAAUCCAUGAACCUAGAAAGCACGUUUGCACACAUUGUGGAAAAUUGUUCGCAAGGCGUCAACAUUUGAUUAAACAUACGAAAACGCAUGUCAAGGAUAAAGAGAAAAAUGAAGAAAUGACAAAUGAACCACCUGAACUUCCGGGAGUAAAAUUAGAGCCGUAUGAAGAGCAACAAGUUCAACCGUUGAUAAUGGAACAUGAUUCUGCAGAGGAUACGCAAAAGAAUGCACAAUUCCUAGGAGUGUCAGUGAAAUUGGAACCAGUUGCUAUGCCCCAGGAAGAUGUGACCCAAAUGAGUUAUUUCGGAGCAGAGAAAGACAAAGAACAAUCGCAUGACACGAAAAAUGCUAAAACUAUUAGAAAAGGUGAUUUUGACCACACAGUAGAAGUUGCUUCUUCUAGUCAACUCAAAAAGGCUAGAGUAAAAGAAGCAAACACCAACAAUCAACUACAAUGUGAUAUAUGUCAGAAGACAUAUAAGCUAGGAAAAACUAUGAGGGCUCACAAGAAAAACUCACAUGGAAUAAAAGAGCAUUCGUGUCCCGUAUGCGAGCGGCCAUUUGCUUUAAGGCAUGCCUUAAAAAGGCAUUUGCUAACACACCAAUCCGUAGAAGAACGUCAGCGAAUAAGACCAACUCCGGAUGCGAAUAAUGUCGUCAAACCAUUCGUAUGCGACAUUUGCCAAAAGGCUUUCAAACGCAAAGGAAGACUAUGGGAGCACCAAAAGAAAGUUCAUGGACCAAGAAACCACGAGUGCCACAUUUGCGGCUUUCGAUUUACGAUGCGUGAUGAACUGGCAAGGCAUGUACAGAGGCAUACUCGGAACCGUGAUCGCAAAGAAGACUUUCGUCCAUUACACCUGAUGAAUCGCAAAGAAACAAGCGAAAUUAUGAAUGAAGACAUCAAAAAGGAACCUACAGAGGAAGAGAGAGAUUCUCAAGAUGAUAGAUCAUCAUCGUUACAAACUGAUCAAAAAUCAACCACUUCACUUACAGAGUGCGAAAAAUGUCAAAAGGUCUUUCAAUCCCAAAAAUCGUUAUGGCUUCAUUACAAAUUUGCGCAUAAACCGAAAAAUCUUAAGUGCUCUGUUUGCAAUGUAGUUUUCGUGUCAUGCAAACGUUUGGAGAAGCAUAUGCUGACCAAUCACAGACAGGAAGACGGCAGUUACCAACCGCUGAAAUGUUCGGUAUGUAAUAGAGCAUUCUCAAGCAUAGGGCAAUUGAAGCGACACGCACUCAACCACGGACCGAGAAAGUACUGCUGCUCGAUUUGUAGUAGAUCAUUCACAAAACUGGAGAACUUUGAAUUGCACAUGGCAAGCCAUAAAAAUUUACCCGAUGAAUGUGCAAUUCCUGGUGAUGAGCAAUGCCUUGAAGGAAAUGAUUCAUCAGCUUCUGAAUCUCGUAUGAAAGAUUUGAAGAAUCGUCGCCUGAACCGUAAGGCAAAACCAGCUCCUGAGGAUACUGCCGAAUCGAGAUCAAUCCAGCAAAAGCUAGACGACAAAGAUAGCGGAACAUCUUUUCAAGAGGCUACAAUUUUAUUCGAGGCAGAAGAAUUCAAAAUUGAACCAGAGUAAGAACCAGAAUACU